Molecule: messenger RNA, 1381 nt
Organism: Misgurnus anguillicaudatus (oriental weatherfish)
Lineage: Eukaryota; Metazoa; Chordata; Actinopteri; Cypriniformes; Cobitidae
Source: RefSeq, a predicted model, not a curated record
GGCGCAUCCCAUUAUUCAGAACUCCAGACUAUCAUUUUUCACAGAGGAAGACACAAUGUAAACUUGGCUCACAGCAUCAGAGCAGUCAAAAAUACUGCACUUGGUGAGCAAAAACAUGGACUUUUCUAGCAGCAGCAGCAGCGAGGACGAGCUGGUUCUGCUUUUGAUUGCGAAAAGGAAAAGACGCCGUUAUUGGGUGCACCCUAUUCUUCAGCAACGAGAGGAGCAAGGGGAGCUCCAGCGAUUGAUACAAGAGUUGAAACUGUAUCAUGAUCGCUUUCAUCGGUAUUUCAGGAUGUCCGUCGGUCAGUUCGAAAGUCUGCUAAAACUGGUGGCUCCAUCGUUGAUUAAAUCUCGAACAAACUAUCGGAAACCAAUUGACCCUGAGCAGCGUCUGGCAGUGUGUUUACGGUUCCUCGGCACUGGUGAUUCAUACAGAACAAUUGCAUCUAGCUUUCACCUUGGUAUCUCGACUGUAGCAGGGAUAGUAGCACAGACGUGUAAAGCAAUUUGGGACUGUCUCCGGGAUGAACACAUGCCUGUGCCCACCGAAGAUAAGUGGAGGAGCACUGCAAAUAGGUUUUAUGAAAGAUGGAAUUUUCCCAAUUGCUUGGGAGCAAUGAAUGGGAAACACAUUGUCAUUCAGGUCCCUGCAAAUUCAGGCUCCCAAUCCCUUAACGGUACACUUUCUGUGGUUCUGCUGGCUCUUGUUGAUGCCGAUUAUCGCUUUCUUGCAGUAGACGUAGAUAGCUAUGGGAGCAGUAGUGACGGAGGCAUCUUUUCAAAUUCAGCACUUGGCAAAGCACUCGAAGAUGGUACUUUGAAUAUCCCUGCUCCAGUUGAACUUCCUAGCGCUCCAGAACUGGGAAAGGUGAAUUAUGUCAUUGUAGCAGAUGAAGCGUUUCCGCUGAAGCCAUACCUCCUUCGGCCAUACCCUGGACGAGGUCUCACCCAGGAGGACAUGAGAAUUUUUAAUCACAGGUUGGCACGGGCACGGCGCGUUUCAGAGAACUGCUUCAGCAUCCUCACCCAGCGUUUCAGUGUGUUUCACCGGCGUUUGACAACGACCCCCACAAUUGUUGGUUCUGUUGUGAAAGCGGCUUGUGUCCUGUACAAUUAUCUGGGGCCAUCUGAACAAAACUCAGCAGAUCAGCUUUUAGAGGAAGUCAGCAGUGAUUUCAGGGACAUAAUAGUACCAUUACAACGGUCGCGGCAGGGAAACCAUGCAUCGAGAGAAGCACGUAACCUCAGAGACACAUACAAAAUGUAUUUUAACUCGCCUGCCGGGCAAGUUGACUGGCAAUAUGAACAUGUGCACAAUGGUUUGGGGGGAACUUAAAUAUCUGUCCAUAUCCACAAUAAAAGGUGCAGUGUAUAAACA